Penaeus vannamei (Pacific white shrimp) is the source of this 2581-nucleotide messenger RNA. It is a transcript of the gene eIF2D, whose product is annotated as eukaryotic translation initiation factor 2D. Gene Ontology annotation, molecular function: translation initiation factor activity. Gene Ontology annotation, biological process: formation of translation preinitiation complex; translational initiation. The record is from RefSeq and is a predicted model, not a curated record. NCBI's taxonomy places the organism in Eukaryota, Metazoa, Arthropoda, Malacostraca, Decapoda, Penaeidae.
GAAAGUAGCGUAAAAGUGUUGGAUGGGGAGUCCCUGCGAGUGAGACUGGGACACUACUCGUCUUCUUUAAUUAUAUUUUUUUACUACUUCAUAUCAGAAAAAAGAUGUUUACCAAACCUUUCAAGAUUAAGUCGCAGACCCAGCUUAAGGGUUCUGACAGGAAAAAAUUAAGAGCAGAGCUGAGCAAAAUGUAUCCCAGUCUCACAGCAGAGGAUGUCAACAAACUGGUCCCAAGUAAAGAGGAUGUCACUCUCAUCAAGAUGUAUUGCCAUAGAGGGGAAUCAGUCAGUGUGUACCAGGUACAAAAAGAUCCAAUGUUUUUUAUGAUUGAAAGAGAAAAGGAGAUAUACCCUACGGUGUACAUGUUGUGGAAGUACCCCAACCUCUUGCACACAUUUACUACCCAAGAUCCUGUCAUUGAUGUCUUGGUUGGGGGAGCAGACCUUAUGUUACCUGGCAUUGUUGUGAAAGGACAGCUGGGCCCCACAGCUUACGGGAAGUUUGAGAAGGGUCUUCCAGCUGCUGUGAACACCUUAGAGAACAAAGCACCCCAAGCAGUUGGCAUCACAGCUCAGAGCUCAAUGGAUAUGUACAUGUCAGCUAGACGUGGAAAGGGUAUCACCAUCCUGCAAGUUUACCGUGAUCACUUGUGGGAGUUAGGCUCAAAAUCCCCUCCCCCUGCCAUGGGCCCUGCGUUCUCUGAACCAGUUCCUCAGUCUGCAGAAAACUUAGGAACUAAAGAAGAAGCAGAUGUGUCAGACCCUGCAAAAGAGUCCGGGACAAACUCCCCCUCGGAAUUAGCUGAUGAUGUUGAGGAGAUCAAGCUGACAGAUGGACAGUCCCCUGACAGUGACCCUGGAGUAGAUAUGGGCUCACAACAGGAGGAAGAGGCUGCACAAGUUAGUGGGCCAGAAGCUAUGGACAGGCUCCUUGUCCACUGUUUCCUGAAAGCAUGGAAAACCUCAGCCAAGAAAGUGGAAGUGCCAAUCCUAACAAGCAAUUUCUAUCGCUUGCAUAUGGUGCCAGCCUGCCCAGAUGGUGCCUCGCUUGAUAUUAAGAAGUCUUCAUAUAAAAAAUUAACUAAGUUCUUGAAUGAAAUGGCAAAACAAGAGAUAAUACAAGUGAAAGAAUUCCCAAAAGGUGUGGAAAAUAUCACGGCUGUGAACUGGGUCCAUGACGACCUCAUAAGCUUUGUUGUAGAUAUGGAGGAAACUACUGUCAAACAAGUGACCAAUAGUGGUGCUCGUACUUUUACUCCCCCCCAGAUUGAGGAGGUCUAUCAAGUGUCUGGGGAUACAUUGCAGUUCUAUAAAGCCAAUGGUCUUUGCAAAGGUGAUGUCUUGGUAACAAAGGAAGUCAGAGAAAUAGUCACCAGUUAUAUAAAGAAGAAAGGUCUCCAGAAGAAAGAUGACAGGAUGGUUAACCUAGACCCAGUGCUCCACGAAGCUGUUGUGAACAGGAAGGAAGGUUAUAAAGAGCAGUUGCGCUGGGACGAGAUCUUUUCCCGCAUGCUAGGCAAGAUGGCACCUGCAAUAAGAAUUACUAGACCAGGAUUUAAUCCGGUUAUCAGGAAGGGCAAACUGGAACCAAUAGAAAUCAAUGUUGCCAAGAGAAGUGGAAAUAAAAAGGUAACUUUGAUAUACAAUGCAAACAUUUAUGGCAUCGACGAAGCAGAAUUUGCUCAUCAGAUUCAGGUUGGAGUUGCAGCAAGCACCAGUGUAGGACCAGCCGAGCACAAACCCCAAGGAACAACACAAGUACUUGUACAGGGAAACCAAGUUGCCUUUGUCUCUAAGUUGUUGUUAGAAACGUAUCAUAUACCAAGAAAAUACAUUAGAGGCAUGGAAUUGGCAGCUAAAGGAAAGAAGAAAUGAAAAGAGGCUCUACCACCUGAAAAGACAAACCGCUCACUGUGAUUGUAUUCUGCAUGUUGUGUUUCGAAGUAUAAAUGAGGAAUUCCCACACUUAUGGCACUCGGAAAGCAUAAUGCAGCUCAUCAUUUUUAAUUGACUGAAACUUUUACAGUCUGCAGUUGCUAAUGAAAUUAAAUAUUCCUUGACAAAAAUAAUAUUUCAAUUCUUUUUCUUUUAAAUUAAAUUUUGUGAAUUUUUGUCUUUGAUAUGAUGUGUAUAUUUUUUUUUACCUAUUUUUAGUCUUGUCAAACAGAUGCCCUUAUUGUAAAUUUUCCACUUAAUCAGUUUUGUAUCGUUUCUCUCUGUAAACAAAAAAUGAGGACCAGAUGUGAAUGAUAUAAUGAAUUUGAAGCAAAAGAGUUUGAAUUCAUUUGGAAGCCUUUAAUAUCAUGUAUAAGGUGCAUAGAUGAACCGAACUGAAUAAUUCCAUUUUCUUGACUGAUGCAGUGGUAUUCUCAUAACACCUGGGCACUCAAUCUUGAAAAUAUACAAUGUUGUAAAUCAGAUGGACACCUCAGCUUAAAGAAAAAAAAAGAUGUAUGGUGUCCUUUAAAAUGAGUUGAAAACAUAUGCAUUGUAAUUUGGUAUAUAUAGAUAUUUGAAUCAAAAUCUGUUACAAAGGACAUAAUAAAGAUAACAUGUAGAGUGGGUGUUGAUGAUGAUGAUGA